GCAUGCCCCCCUGCUUCUUACCAGCAUCCAUGGCAAGCCAGGUUGGGCAGCUGCCGCCGGCGUCGUCGUGGCCACUGCCCGUGAUCAACCUUGGCAGGCUCAGCAAGGACCCGGCCACGCGGGCGCUUGCCAUCCAGGACAUGGCGCGCGCGUGCCGCAAGCAGGGAUGCUUCGAGGUGGUAAACCAUGGUGUCAGCAAAUCCAUCAUGAAGGGCGCCCUUGAAGCCGCCUCGGAGUUUUUUGAAACUUCACCGGAGUACAAAGAGUUGUUCGCAUCGACCGACAUCCGACGGCCUAUCAGGUAUGACACGAGUUCGAGGGACGGGAUCAGCAAAGCCAGGUCAUUCCUAAAGCACUACGCCAACCCUCUGGAAGACUGGGUACAGUACUGGCCAAUGCAACCGCCAACGUAUAGGAAGAAGAUGGGGGACUAUGCUGUUGAACUACAGAGAGUGUCAAUGCAACUCAUGGAUGCUAUUCUCCAGGGUCUAGGACUAGAACCACUGUACCUGCAAGAAAAACUUGAGAAUGGAAUGCAGUUCCUUGCAUUGAACAACUACCCACAAUUUUCACAUCAAGGUGACAAGGUUGGAUUGGCUGCCCAUUCCGAUUAUGGCUUCCUCACCAUCCUGCUGCAGAGCUCCCCAGGACUUGAAGUGAUGCCCCAUGACGAGAACACCUGGACGGCUGUCCCUGUAGUCCCUGGGGCCCUCCACGUCCAUAUUGGGGAUCACCUGGAAGUCUUGAGCAAUGGUCAGAUCAAGUCCCUUGUCCAUCGAGCCGUACUCAAUCCUGAUGAAGCAAGAAUUUCUAUUGCCAGCAUUCAUGGUCUCCCCAUGGAUGAAAAGGUUCGCUGUGCUGAGGAACUGGUUGAUGAGGAGCACCCAGAAAUGUACAGGGAAAGUAGCUUCCAGGACUUCCUCGACUUCCUACCAUCAAAUAUCAACAACUACAAGAGAUUUGUUGAGAGCCUCAAGAUCGACAGAGCUUAAAAAGAAAACAUUGGUUUCUGCUGCAUCAGAACAUAGCUAAAUGGCAUUCCUCAGAUAAGACUGUAAGCUAGAUGAAACAAAAUUUGGGUGUUUUUAAACUGGGUAUUGUAACAAGGAGGGAUUUCUAUGCGGUUCAGCAGUCCCACAUGUGAUCAGUUCCUAUUUGAAGAUACAGAUUCAUAUAGCAAACACAAUUGGUGCUGAUAUGUUCUACAGAGCUCCGCCCUUCAAGUGAUAUCAGUUUGAUGCCUCUCUAGAAGUUGAGUCUAGUUCUACAUUCUUAAUACUACAAAUGAUCAUUUAAUUAUGGCUUAAUGCUUGAGGACCAGCCUAUAUUUACUGUCGUGCUGUACCAUAUAUGUACCUCCUACUACUACAGCACCAGCAGUGUAUAUGUAGUUAGUAAUCGGUGUGGAUAACAGGAUAAGCUAUUCAAUCAAUAGAGCUGCACCCGGGCUCAGCCUGGCUGCAUCCGGCUGGACAGAGGUGUGAUUAGCAAGAUUCCCCUUUUCUGUCUUUGGGGAAAUGCACAGCUGCAUGUCUUUCAUUAAAAGGAGGAUCAAAGGAACCUUGCUAGGCUUUUCAGGUUGUUGGUCUCACACUAUCAGUUAAAUAAGUAUA
Panicum hallii is the source of this 1613-nucleotide messenger RNA. Its product is annotated as flavanone 3-dioxygenase 3-like. The record is from RefSeq and is a predicted model, not a curated record. NCBI's taxonomy places the organism in Eukaryota, Viridiplantae, Streptophyta, Magnoliopsida, Poales, Poaceae. The transcript has 3 exons. Bases 3 to 992 code for a protein of 329 amino acids.